This is a messenger RNA of Parnassius apollo (apollo), 2637 nucleotides long. The record is from the annotation of a GenBank genome assembly. NCBI's taxonomy places the organism in Eukaryota, Metazoa, Arthropoda, Insecta, Lepidoptera, Papilionidae.
AUGGAAAGUUCACCUUAUAGAGAUUGUAACGAUGGAGUGCAACGGUUUGUGGAGCUGCCGACGUACACGGAGGUGAAUCCGGGCGAGGAUGCACUGCUGAAGUGCCGCAUUUCCGAUAAGAAGGGUGUCUGCUCGUGGCAGAAGGAUAACAAGCCCGUCGGCAUAUACCGGGGCAAGUAUGAAUGGGCGAACGAGCACAGUGCCGUGGGUGGCGACUGCUCGCUGUGGGUGCGCGCGGCCACACUCCAACUCGAUGACGGACAAUGGCAGUGCCAGGUCACCGCUAGUAAUUACGACGUUCAGGACGCACUUUCGAGUCCUCCUGCGGCGUUAGCUGUGCGAGUUCCACCACAGACGCCUAGGAUACUCUUCAACGGUUCCCACGUAUUGCCAGGUCAGAACAUCACUGUUCCCGCUGGAUCCAGAGCGACCGUCGUCUGUGAAGCUAGAUAUGGCAACCCACCCGCGUAUAUUGAGUGGUACUUAGAAAAGGACCGCCUUUCCGCAUGGAGUCAAACUAACGCGUCAGAAGUAGAAAGACCACGAGUAUGGGCGGCGCGAUCCGUGCUCGAGAUGGGCGCGACUAGAUCUGCACACGGCAAGCAGCUGGCGUGUCGAGCGCACCAUCCUUCCUACCCAGCACCUUACUUCCGCGACUCGUACACAAUGUUAGAUGUGACCUUUGUACCAGUAGUUUCAAUACUUGGAGCAGAUGCAAGUGGACUCUCCAGUCUAGAAGAGGGUUCGAGCGCUUUGUCAUUAGAUUGCAAAGCAGAUGGCAAUCCUAAACCUUAUGUGUGGUGGACGAAGGACGGUCAGGUCAUCGCUACUAACGGUCCCAAGCUGAUACUUGCGCCGGUUAUGAGGAAUAAUUCGGGUAUCUACGGGUGUCAAGCAAGAAACUCUUUGGGGACAUCCGAUUCGGUUAAAAUAGAAAUCAACGUUAAAUUUCCACCACGUAUUACCUGGGUUGGUCCCGACACAGUGGUUGAAGCGAACCUCUUCUCACAAGUCACUCUUGUGUGUAAAGCAGAAGGCAACCCAGCUCCAACAUAUCAGUGGUAUCAUAGUCCCGGUUCAGCAAACAUCAACAAUUUAUUGGAAGAUGGCUACUUAAUAUCGUCAACUCCACAACUGCAGCUAUACAACGUAUCCUACAAUCAGCAUGGACAGUAUGUUUGCAUCGCUAAGAACCUCAUUGGACUCGAAGAAAGAUCCCACCAGUCAGAGCCAAUCACCCUGAACGUACUAGGACCGCCAGUGGGUCCUGAUACAGCCUCUGCUCAUGGGUGGAGCGGCAAUGAAGCUAAAGUACAGACCACAGUCUGUGCUGACCCGCCACCAAGAAAGGCCUCAUGGCUGUGGGGCAGCUUGCGAUUAGACGUGCCUUCGCAUAUGGGUCGGUACAGAGCACUAGAGACGGAGAGUGUGGACGGCUGUUAUCGCUACACGCUGUCUAUAGGCAGCGCCUCGACCGCCGACGCUCGAGUGUACGUACUGCACGUAGAGAAUGAGAGGGGAUUCUCUUCUCAUGCUGUCUCUCUCACCUUGCAUGAGAAUUUUUCGCUAACAGAGACUGCCCACGUGGCGCCGCUGAUCGCCGGCGCGCUCGUCAUCGCUGCUCUGCUUGUGCUUCUAUUCUGUCUUCUAAUACGCUGUCGAAGGAGAAGAGAUAGCGUCGAAUAUAAGACUGAUGAAUUAAAUAGCGACGUAAAAGUCCUACCGGCGGACGCCGUGUACACGCCGCAGCAGUCCCACGCGAGUUUGGGCAACAGGAGCACUGGGACCGGGUACUCACAGUCGGGGCCGGGCAUGGACGUGGAGAGCUCGCGGUACUCGCCGGGCGCGCUGCAGGCAACUUUAGCGUCGUUGGAAAGACAAGCCAAAGAAAACGUGUACGCGGUGUUGAAUCCGCAUAUACAAUACGAUAUUACUAUAAAUAAACACGGGGAGCCGCCGAAGUAUUUAUCACUUUCCAAGCCCUUAACUCACCAAAGAACUCACGCUUCCGAUCCAUGUUACUUUGCAAACGACUUUAAUAACAAUAAUAACAAACUAUCCACAUUUAAACCUGGCCACAGAAAAUCAGAUAGGAGUCAUAGAAGUAAAAGUAGUAAUAACAAAAAAAAUUACGUUUGCAGGAGUAAUAUUGAUAUAGAAUAUUCCAAAGAUCCUUUAUUUGGAAUGAUAAGAGCCACAGAAAGCAAAGAUACAGCUAACGCUUAUGCUCGUUCAAGUAGAAAUAAUGUAAAUAGGAUGAAAUCUGCGGGAGAAAGAAAAAAAACAGAAACAGUAAAAGACGUGUUUGUUGAAAGGGAUUUCGCUAAACCAUAUUCAAAAAGAACACCGAAUCAUAUUGAUAAAAGUACAGAUAAGCAAACGCUAACAGAAACGUUACAAAAGAACAAAAUAGAAAGUGUUAGUGAAAAGCAAGUAUUUAAUCGCAGUAAAGAAGACAUAGUGGAAGACUGUAGACCGAGGCCCGGAAAAGUGAGAGAGAUUGCGUCAAAAUUCGACAAAAAUAGCAAAGAUUGCGCUCAAUCAAUACAUUUUAAGAGAGAGAGACCUAAACCAAUUCAGAGUUACGGUCAUCAAGCGUAUCUAGAUUAUGUAUUCCCAGAUGCUGUAGAAAUUUAG